Messenger RNA from Peniophora sp. CBMAI 1063, 1239 nucleotides. NCBI's taxonomy places the organism in Eukaryota, Fungi, Basidiomycota, Agaricomycetes, Russulales, Peniophoraceae. The record is from the annotation of a GenBank genome assembly.
AUGCCUCGACCCUCGAAUAUUCUCGCGACUCUCGUAAUUGCCUUGGCGGUCUUGUUUUAUCGGGCCCGCUACUUGAUCCCGAAUGUCUUUUUACCGAAGCCCAGCUUCCCGUCCGAGUAUUACUAUGGCAAGGGUGCAUGCCACACCGUCCAGCAUCCCGGAGUGUCCUCGUGCGAAGAUGGACGCUUCUGGGAGAACACUGAUACUGGCGAGAGACGGUUGUUGCUCAGUUGUGACCCCGGUCGACGAGGAUGGAACACAGUCCUUGGCCCAUUACGUGACCCCACGCCCCGUGGUGCCCUGUGGUUGUCGGACUUGAGCACGCAUAAUCUGCUCAAGAUCGAACUCGUUGACUUCCCGAAGCAUCAUACCUUUCACCCACUCGGACUCGAAGCCUCUCCUGCCCGUACGGGUCGGACUUCACGACUCUUCGUGGUGAACCACGCUCGCAAUGCAAGCGUCAUAGAGGAGUUCACGCUUUCAUGGGACAAGCCCACAUCGGCACGUUGGAUCAGGACACUCGACUUGCCGACUCUCAAUACGCCAAACUCACUGGCACUUACUUCGAACGACUCUUUCUACGUGUCCAACGACCAUCAUUUCGCUCUUCGACACGAACUCGUAUUGAGCAAGCUCGAGACGUUCCUCGCACUCCCUCUCAGUCACGUAGAGCAUGUCGCCGUACCUGCUCCAGGCGAUGACGAGCAGCCAGUCGCUAUGACGGUAGCGGGCAGCAUUCCCUUCGCCAAUGGCGUGGCAAUCUCCAAGGACGGAAGGGUCGUGGCGGUGGCGUCGACUACGGGCACUGCGGUGCAUAUAUACGCCAGACACAUCCCUUCAAAUGCCCUCAUCCCCAAGGAAGAGAUACUCGUACCCUUCGCCCCGGAUAACUUAUCGUUCGAUGAUGAUGGCGUUCUCCUGGUCGCAGGACACACCGACUUCCCAGCACUCAUUGGCAUGUCGAAGGACAAGCCGGGUGUACGCGGUCCGACCUGGGUGAUCUCUUUGCGCCCGACUCCAGAGUCGGAGCUCGUGGACAAGGUAUUUUGGGACACGAGGGCGUCUUUCUCAGCGUCUGCGAGAGUUCCACCACCACCUUCGGGUUGGAAAAUGGAGACGCUCUACCAGAGCAGCGGGCAUGGCGGCUUCGCCUCCUCCACUACCGCUCUUCGCGACACACGAUCCGGUCGUCUGAUUGUGACGGGCCUAUACGAAGAGGGGAUUCUUGUGUGCGACUGA